AAUGUUCACAUUUUCGGUACCCAAGGAUCCGGUCUCGGUGCGGUUGGGACAUGUUGCCACCAUGCCAUGCUCGCUCACCCCUUCCAUGAACGCGGAGGGCCUGGAGGUGCGUUGGUACCGGCCCAAACAUUUCGACAACCCGGUCUUGCUCUACAGAGAGAGACAGAUCCAGGAAGCCUUACAGCAGGCCCAAUACGUGGGCCGCGCCUCCCUUGGGCUCCGGGAGGUUACGUCAGACAGGCUGAAGGGAGGUGAUGUGACCUUGAAGCUGGUUAAUGUCACUCUGAGAGACCAAGGGGAAUAUGUGUGCUACGUCAGCAGUGACCAGGGCUAUGAGAGUGCCAGUGUCUUUCUCAACGUGACUGUGGUGGGCACCCCUCCUCUCCUCUCAGCGGUGAGAAGAGAUGCUGACUCUGUGAACGUGAGCUGUGUUUCCCAUGGAUGGAAGCCUAGGCCCAGCCUACAGUGGUCAGAUGGGAGGCAGACUCUGAAACCUGAAAGGCUGGACUACAGCAGUGGUGCCCAAGGUCUGGUGUCUGCCCACAGCUGGAUCCUCUCUUCCCACUCCAGUGCUCCCUGGGUAUCCUGUUCUCUGGUUCUGUCUGAAGGGGAGGAGUGGGAGGGAAGAGUGGACCUACGGAACCUUGCGGCUGUACCGGAGGCUUCAUCAGGACUGCAAACAGCUGUCAUCAUUUUAGCUCUGCUCCUGGUCCUGUUCGUGGUCUUCACUGGUGUGCUCUACAAAAAGAGAGGAAGAGAAUCAACACGUGUGCCUAAAGGGGAUAUAGUGGAUAUAGAGACUAUGAGACAAGCUGAAGAUAUAGUGGAUAUAGAGGCUAUGAGACAAGCUGGAGUGGAUGUCACACUGGAUCCCAAAACAGCUCCUCCUUAUCUAAAAGUUAGUCCAAAUGACCGCAGACACUAG
Coregonus clupeaformis (lake whitefish) is the source of this 925-nucleotide messenger RNA. RefSeq names its product butyrophilin subfamily 1 member A1-like. Bases 2 to 925 code for a protein of 307 amino acids. NCBI's taxonomy places the organism in Eukaryota, Metazoa, Chordata, Actinopteri, Salmoniformes, Salmonidae. The transcript is spliced from 8 exons. The record is from RefSeq and is a predicted model, not a curated record.